Molecule: messenger RNA, 2894 nt
Organism: Helicoverpa zea (corn earworm)
Lineage: Eukaryota; Metazoa; Arthropoda; Insecta; Lepidoptera; Noctuidae
Product: para-nitrobenzyl esterase-like
Exons: 3
Coding region: 114-2375 (753 amino acids)
Source: RefSeq, a predicted model, not a curated record
UGAACUUAUCAGAUAUAUCAGGAUAUAGAAACCGAUAACCGCUAAGAUAUCCUGGAGCGGCGUUUACAUAAAAGAGUUGUGCGAAGAGCAUCACUAUCAGUACAUCCGUGACAAUGUGGUGGCGCACGUGUGUGGUGCUGGUCUGCGUGACAGCAGUUCUGGCUGACGAGGAGUGGCGGCAGGUGAACACUGCGCAGGGGCCCGUGCGCGGACAGAAGCACCCCAGCGGACAUCUGUACGCGUUCUACAAUGUACCCUACGCCACUGCGCCUAAGGGCAUACAUAAAUUCAAGGCACCUCUACCGCCACCAGUACGAACAGAACCAUUCGAUGCCGUCAACAAAAAUGUGGUAUGUCCACAGUAUAUAGACAUGGAUUCCAAGAUGCCAGGACGUCAUUUAGAGCAGUCAGAAGAUUGUCUAAUUGCUAACAUAUUCGUUCCCGACACAAAUGAAAACAAUCUUCCAGUUCUCGUUUAUGUACAUGGUGGGGCGUUCAUUCUGGGCUUCGGUGAUAUGAUGAGAGCAACACAAUUAAUGAAGUCUAAAGAUUUCAUCAUGGUGACGUUUAACUAUCGACUUGGAAUUCACGGGUUCCUUUGUUUGGGCACUGAGGACAUACCGGGCAAUGCGGGCUUGAAAGAUCAAGUGGCGCUGUUGCGCUGGGUGAAGGACAACAUCGCUAACUUCGGUGGUGACCCUAAUAAAGUAACCCUUGCAGGGUACAGUGCAGGUUCCACAUCCGUGGAUUUAUUGAUGCUCUCAAAGGCUGCAAAAGGUCUAUUUCACCGUGUCAUUCCUGAGAGUGGUGCAAACCUUGCAGCAUUUGGAAUGCAGAGGGAUCCUUUAGAAGUCGCCAAAAGUCAUGCCAAGACUCUACAGUUCACAAAUGUUGAAGAUAUUUCUGCCCUAGAGCAGUUCUACAAGACAGCGUCGAUGGAGCUGUUGACUGCAGCAGACUCAUUCCUUUUGAGACCUGAUUCAACAUUUUUGUUUGGGCCAUGUGUGGAACGUGAUACAGAAGGAGCAUUUCUAACGAAAUCUCCUCUGACAAUACUAAAGAACGGCGACUAUGAAAAGUUACCAAUGCUAUAUGGUUUCGCGAACAUGGAAGGUCUUUUCCGUAUUGACAUGUUUAACGAUUGGAAAGACAAGAUGAAUUCUAAUUUUGCUGAGUUUUUGCCAGCUGAUUUAAAGUUUGAAACUGAUGGAGCCAAGGAGGAGGUGAUCGAAUUAAUAAAGAAGUUCUACUUUGGUGGGCAGCCUGUCAGCAAUGACAAUAUUCUGAGAUACGUGGACUAUUUUUCGGAUGUUCCAUUUGUUUAUCCUACGCUACGGUCUGCAAAGUUGCAAGUGGAGGCUGGUAACGAUCAAGUAUAUCUGUAUGAAUACUCAUUCGUAGAUGAGAACGACAAUGUAGUACCACACACUAACGUGCGAGGUGCUGACCACGUCGCUCAGACGGUGGCUCUAAUGGAUGGUGAAGAUGAAAGUCUCAAAUCGCAGGCAUAUCAGAAUAUGAGGAAGAUAAUCCGUGAAAUAUGGCACAACUUUAUCAUAACUGGAACACCCGUGCCAGCAGACUCGUCGCUGCCUGCGUGGCCUCCAGCACGCGCCGACAGGUCGCCGCACAUGCGGCUUCUUGAGAAACCGGUGCUACAAGGGGUGCUGCUAGGAGAACGCGCUCAGUUUUGGGACGAUAUUUACGAAAAAUACUACCUUGAUGCAGUACCACCCGCGGCACCAAAUACUGACAAUGACAACGACAACGACGGUGGCAACGGAGGCGAGGGUGAUGGUGGCAACGGCGGCGAGGGCGACGGUGGCAACGGUGGCGAGGGUGACGGGGGCAACGGCGGUGAGGGUGACGGGGGCAACGGCGGCGAGGGCGACGGGGGCAACGGCGGCGAGGGUGACGGUGGCAAUGGCGGUGAGGGUGACGGAGGCAACGGCGGCGAGGGCGACGGUGGCAACGGCGGCGAGGGCGACGGUGGCAAUGGCGGCGAGGGUGACGGUGGCGAAGGCGACGGUGGCGACGGUGGCGAAGGCGACGGUGGCGACGGUGGCGAAGGCGACGGUGGCGAAGGCGACGGUGGCGAAGGCGACGGUGGCGAAGGCGACGGUGGCGAAGGCGACGGUGGCGAAGGCGACGGUGGCGAUGGUGGCGAAGGCGACGGUGGUGACGGUGGCGAAGGCGACGGUGGUAACGACAGUGACAACACCGACAGCGGCAGCGGUGACGACAACGGCAGCGGUGACGAUGAAGACGAUACCGACGCCGCCGAUAGUGCGGGACACCGCGAUCUAAUUGGCUCUAACUUAAUGAUCCUAACUGUUGUGUUGUAUUUUUCAAAGCUUUUAUUAAAUACGAAUUAGGCGGUCAAUAAGAUUGGACAAUUAGAUUACUGUAACUAAUUUCAAAUAAUUAACAUGCUUCUAUUAGGCCGACCCGUAUGUGACUUACUACGUAAUGGAAUCUAAAGUAACUUGUAAAACCAUCUUCUAAGGAUCGUGACGUCAUGAAAAUUGGCAACUGUAUGUUGUACAAUAAUAUGGUACCUACUGUCAAACUGAUCUGAUGAUGGGGCUGGAAGAUAUGAACUGGAACUUCAAGAUGGAGUAUUUUCUCAUAGCUGUGUUUGGACUUGUUAGUAAAGUCUGACCAGUGAGUGAUGAAGUUUGACCAUUUUUACGUGCAUUUAUAAAAGCGUGUUUUUGUGUUUUUCUAAUUAUUAAUUUAUUUGUUUACUAAAUAUGUACUUGAAUAUCCUCAUAGAGAGUGUUUUGUUCACGUAAUUGUUGUCGAGUCGAGACAGAUUGAGUUAUAAUUUUAUGUAAUAUCUUAUUAUGAAAAUAUUGUUGAAAAUAAAUAAAUGAUGCAUUUAUAAUGACGAA